This is a messenger RNA of Aphanomyces invadans, 2046 nucleotides long. RefSeq lists its product as hypothetical. The record is from RefSeq and is a predicted model, not a curated record. Lineage: Eukaryota; Oomycota; Saprolegniomycetes; Saprolegniales; Verrucalvaceae. The coding region runs from base 1 to 2046 and encodes 681 amino acids. The transcript has a single exon.
AUGCAGUCGGCGGUGCCGCCGACUGCACCGCCGCCACAGCCCAAGAAGGCGCUCGUCCCGCGAUUGCAGCCAAUCAUGCUGCAGUCGAUCUUGUCGAUCCGAUUUGAAAAGGCCAAGAGCUGGCGGGAACCAGAGAACCGACUCGGACCGACGGGGUUUUGGAGUCUCUGGGUCUGUAUAGCAGUCUUGCACGUGGCGUUUGCAUUGCACUUGGGGUUUUUGUCCUACGCGCACGCGUUCCUCACGUCUGGGCAGCACGAGUACGAACGGCGGACGAUGCGGCUGCAGGCCGACUUGCGCGUGCCCAUGGUCAUGUGCAGCGCCGUCGGGAUGCUGCACGUCUACGGCCUUGUCAACUUGAUCAGGAACCGGCGGCUUAAAACACGACUUGGUCGUGUACGAGCUGCCCAGGUAAAGCCCAAAUCGACGCGGAGUGGGUUCGAGUCGAGCCACCGCGUCGUGUGGUGGCUGUACAAGGCGUACACCAAGCACUGGACGGGCAAAGGCGAGUUUGGCAUCCAAGGCGAGUUCUUCAGUCUUCGGACCAGCAUCUCUCACGGCCUCUCGAUCGCAUCCCAUACGUACCAGGCGUUCAUCGUUUCGUUCAUGUCCACAUCGACCCGAUUGAAUCUCCUCAUGGCUGGGUGCAUCGCGGCGAGCUGCGUCAUUACUCCAGUCCUAUUUGCGGUCAAGAUGCGGCCCGUGCUUCAACGAACGGCGGCGAUCUGGUCGACGGUCGGGUUCACGGCCAUCUUUGAGUGCGGCCUGCCGUGGGUAUCGGUGGCCCCGUACCUGUCGUACUUCUCAUGGGACGAAGCGGCCCAGAUGAACAGUCUCUACGACGACGUGUGGUUUUACGACGCAGCGCUGUUGGGACGACGCCUCUUCCUCAACGACAUUGGCGACCUCUGGUCCCGACUGCUGCCGUGCGUCCUCGCGUACUUUAGCCUGACCAACCUGGACGACAUCGUGUCCCUGGCCCACGAUUACCAUGACACGCGAGCUACCUAUGCUGUCCGCCAUCAUCCCCCGCUCUACCCUCGGAUGACGCCGCCGCCGCCAUCCCACGUCCAGGAUGCGCAGUCGACAAAACUCAAGCAAGGCUUGCGCUUUGCAGUCGCGUGGAGUCGCAUCGUCGGGCUAGUUUGGGGUGCAGCCAUCGUCGGUCUCGCUGUCUCGUUCUCCGGCGUCACAACGAUGUUUCAGGUCACGUGUCCCCAUGGCUGCCUCAGCCGCGUGUAUCCGUGGUUUGCAACAGACUGUCGCUGCGUCGUGCAAGUCGUCAACUGCUACGCCCGCGGCAUCGACCAGGACGACGUCCCUCGCGUGCUCGAGACGCUGGACCCGCACAACGUCGAGCUGCUGAUUGUGGCCCACUGCGCGAAUCUCAUCGUUCCUCGACUCGAUCGGUUCCGUUCGCUGUUUGGCCUCGAACUGUACAACUCGACGAUUUCGGAGUGGCCGAUGGCGGCCGCCAUCACGGCCGACAAGUUCCCGACGCUGUCGUAUCUGCUGCUUGUCGACACAAACCUGACCGAGGUCCCCGCGGCGCUCUAUCAAGUACCGUUUCCACCGACUUUGCUCGACAUUGAAAUUGUCAACGCCAGCCUCGCCACCAUCUCGAACGACACGAUCGCCGCGUGGGCUGGCCUGAACACGCUCUUUCUCGAGUCAUGCCACAUGACAACGAUGCCCGACCUGGGGCAACUCAGCGUCCUCAACCAGCUCUCCUUGAAUAUGAAUGCCCUCACGACCGCCAACGGUAUCGCCAACCUCCAUGCACUCUUGGCACUUGACGUGUCAAGGAACCCGCAUCUCGAGGCCUUGCCAAACGACCUGACGUCGCUCCCCGUCCUCGCAGCAGUCUUUGCCGAGCUGACGAACGUAACCACCGUGGGUGCUGACUGGCUGGCUCAACCAACCGUGUUGGCACUGGCAGGGUCGCCAUUCUGCGCCGGCAGGGCCAACGAGCAUGCGGCGUGCGUGGGUCCUCCGCGCUCAAACGGCAUGUUUCCAUCCUCUCGACCGCAUCGCGGGUUGACAUAG